This is a messenger RNA of Lachancea thermotolerans CBS 6340, 1533 nucleotides long. It is a transcript of the gene NAB2, whose product is annotated as mRNA-binding protein NAB2. The record is from RefSeq and is a predicted model, not a curated record. The transcript has a single exon. Gene Ontology annotation, biological process: regulation of mRNA stability. The coding region runs from base 1 to 1533 and encodes 510 amino acids. Gene Ontology annotation, cellular component: nucleus; cytoplasm. Gene Ontology annotation, molecular function: poly(A) binding; zinc ion binding. Lineage: Eukaryota; Fungi; Ascomycota; Saccharomycetes; Saccharomycetales; Saccharomycetaceae.
AUGUCAGACCCUAAGGAGGAGAUCUUCAACAAUCUGAAGGUUGUUAUUGCAGAAAACCUGAAAACUCUCCCAAACUUCAACGAAGAUGUCAACUACGUCGCGGAAUACAUUGUGCUUUUAAUGUCAAACGGAGGAAACCUAGAAUCCGUGGUUCAAGAGCUAACGUCCCUGUUUGAUACUGUGCCUCCAGAAGCAUUCCACAAUGUGGUUCAGAACGCUUACAAGGUUCUAGGCUAUUUGCAAGGAGGCGACUCCCUCGAAGUCGCUGUGUCAAAAUUGACAGGCGGGAGCAACGCACCUGCGGGCCAAGAACAACAUAAUCAACAAGCGAUGUUUUCUCAGGAGCAACAGCAACAGCAGCAAUCACAACAACAGCCACAACAUCAAGCUCAUCAGCAACAACCGCAACAGCAAGCUGCGGUUCCCUCCAUUUUCCAGACGGCCCCUCCUGCAACUGCUGCGCAACCGCAGUCAGCAUUUGCGGGACUCGUGGAGUUCUCUCCAGCCCCCUCUGGUGACAUCUCGAAAAGCGGGGGAGCGCAACGUGGUGGUGGCGUGGGUAAGGCCAGUACUCGUGGUGGUCGCAAUGAGCGGCCAGGCCGUGGCGGCAAGAACGGUGUUGGCAAGAGAAACAAUUAUCAAAACAACAACGCACUGGCGAUGGCCCUUGGAAUGGAUGACCCUAACACUAACGUUGUGCAAAAGAAACAGGGCCGUUGUAAGCUUUUUCCCCGUUGCCCUCUGGGAAGACAAUGUCCACACGCACAUCCUACGCAGGCAUGCAGAGAAUAUCCAAACUGCCCUAACCCACCGGGGACAUGCAACUACCUGCACCCUAACGAGGACGUGGAACUGAUGAAGGAAAUAGAAAAAACCAGAGAGGAAUUCCGCGAAAAAAGAGCUGCCGUUGCCGCAUCCAGAGCUAAGCCUAUCAACACCGGCAUCGUGCUAUGCAAAUUCGGCAACUUAUGCUCAAAUCCUCAAUGUCCAUUUGGGCAUCCAACUCCCGCUAACGAAGAUGCCAAGGUUAUCACUUUUGCCUGGUGUCCCGAGAACCUGAAGUGCGAGAACCCAACGUGCGACAGGGCACAUAGUUCGCACUCUAAAAUUAAGGAAGUGGCUCCAAUCGCGGCGCGCAAGCCUUCGCGCCCCCCAGUUGAGAAGUCCCUUGAGCAGUGUAAGUUUGGCCAGAACUGCACAAACAAGAGAUGCAAGUUUAGGCAUGCUAGGUCUCACAUUAUGUGUCGCGAAGGCGCCAACUGUACGAGAAUAGACUGUCUAUUUGGCCAUCCUAUCAAUGAAGACUGCAAAUUUGGAGUUGAAUGUCGCAAUAUUUAUUGUCUGUACAGGCACCCUGAGGGUAGGCAACUUCCUGACAAGUCGCAGCAGGCCCAAAGCAACAGCAAUAACACAUGGGUCAACCCUAACCUAGGCACCGGAAACAGCUCCUCAAAUGAGAGGCCGUUUGCUGUCCCUGAAAACCAAGUCAUCGAAGCUGCUCCUGCUCAGGAACAAGAUGCGAUGAUGAAUUGA